AUGUCCAGCACGGUUACUGUUACCAAAACGGAAUCACAGCCCGUCAAAUCUGAGAUUGUCGGUCUCGUCCCCAAGCCCGCCGGUCCAAACAGACUUUUCAACGAUGUCAAUGCAAAAUUUGGCGAUUGGAGAGAUGACUUGCUUCGGGAUGGCUAUGUCGUGGUAAAGGGCGCGGUGCCGCGUGAGAGGGCAGAAAAGUACGCCGAAGAGAUGUAUUCAUGGUUGGAGAACUUUGCCGGAGGGCUUGGCUACAAGCGGGAUGACCCGUCAACCAUCAAGGAGGAGAACCUGCCCAUCAUCAACGAAAAGGGCAUGGUUUUCGGAUACGGAAUCCACCACGAAAGCUUUACCUGGGACAUCCGACAGGAGCCCGGCGUGACUGAAGCGUUUGAGCGCGUCUACGACACUCCAGACAUCAUCGUCUCGUUUGAUGGCGUAAACAUGACCUUGCCAGGCCGCACAGAUAUCAAGCCCAACACCCCUUGGCCUCAUCAAGACCAAGACCCUGAAAAGCCCGGCUUCCGCUGCCUCCAGGGAAUCGUCAACCUCCUACCAAACGGCGAAAAGGACGGUGGUUUGAUCGUGUGCAAGGGCGCUCAUCUGGCCAGCGAAGAAUUCCACAAGGAAUUCAAAGGCGAGCCGGACAAGAUUUGGGCGUGGACCAAGGAGUGGUACGGCUUCACCGAAAAAGGCAUGGAGUGGCUCAAGAACAAAGGGUUCGAGUGGGUCAAAGUGUGCGCCGAGCCAGGAGACUUGCUGCUCUGGGACUCGCGGACGCCGCACUACAACGUCAGCCCCGAGGGGAGCCUCCCCAGGUUCGCCACCUACACCUGCUACAUGCCCGUUGCCGAGGCCACGCAAGAGGACCUGGUCAGGAAGAAGGGCGCGUGGGAGAACCUGCAGAGCACGACGCACUGGCCCAACGCCAUGCACGUCGGUGGCCUGCCUACCCUCCGCAACGGUGAGCCCUGCCCCUACAACACGGGCAAGCCGCGACGGGCGCCCGAGCUCUCGGAGCGGGGAUUCCGUCUCACGGGUGUGCCGUACGUGCAGGAGACGGUUGAAAUCAAGGCUUGA
Messenger RNA from Pyricularia grisea, 1077 nucleotides. RefSeq lists its product as uncharacterized. Lineage: Eukaryota; Fungi; Ascomycota; Sordariomycetes; Magnaporthales; Pyriculariaceae. The record is from RefSeq and is a predicted model, not a curated record. The transcript is spliced from 2 exons. Bases 1 to 1077 code for a protein of 358 amino acids.